AGCGACUCCGGUCCAUCACAUCAGAGUGGGAGAAAGAGCGCGAUGCUCGUGGUCAAAGCAUGAAGCCAACAUCUUCCACUCGAAGGGCAGUGCUUCAGGAUUCAGAGGGCCCUUUGGAGGAACAUGAUGAUAGGGAUGUUCCAUCACUUUUUGAUCCGACGGCACUGACACAGGAUGACGAUGAUACAAUCCCCCCCACACAAGCAGAUGACGAGACACUUCCGCCGACGCAGGACAUGGAGACUGCAGAGAGUGAUAUGCCACUCUUGGAUGAAGGGCCAGGCUCCGACCCCACUCUGAUGACAGGAACAGAGGCGGGCAAUAUGGCACCAUUGGACGAGAUGACAUCGCACGACGCUGGUUCGUCAAAGAAAAAGCAGGGGAGAGGGGCGGCACGAAUGCCGCGUGGAUGGGGAAAAGAUCACAGGAUGCUUGUAUUCACAUCGCCGGAUGAUAAAAGCAUCGUCGGACCCGACGUAAACGAGUACAAGACAGCCAUUGGGGUCAUUGCACGCAACGGAGCUCGACUUCCUCUACAUUACCCCACGUUCGCUGAGAUACCGGAGACGAAGAGACAGGGUGCAUGGAUGGAGGUUCAGAGUAACAGCGGAUUACCAGACUCAGCGGAGAAAGUGGUCUUGGCUGACCUAAGGGAAGUUUGGAGGCACUGGAAAUACAGCAUCAAAUCAACUUACUUCAAUCCGAUCGAGGACGAUGAAGAAGCACUGAAGAAGGUUCCCUCAAGCAGGAUUGUGCCCGAUCAGUGGCCGAAGUUGGUUGAGUAUUGGCGCGACGAGAAGGUGAAGCUUCAAUCCAAGAAAAAUGCGUCGAACGUAGCGAAAAGAAGCUUUCCACAUCGUACUGGGCGGAAGUCAUUCACGACUCUGGCAGAGGAGAUCAAGGCAAAGGGGAAGGACCCCGACAAUCUGGAGAUUUGGAUUUCCAGUCGCACACAAGGCAAGGGAAAGGAUGACCAAGAAACCGAGGAGAUAUUGAAUGAGCUAAACAAGGUUCCCCCUGAAGGGCGGACUCCCUCUGUUCGGGAGACUCUGUACCGACGGGCCCUUGGGGGAAAGAUUAAGAAGCGGUCAAAGGUCGACAGUGCGGCAAGUUCAGCUCAUCCCCGCAGCGAGUCAACUGGUUUAACAGACAGUGUAGCAUUCCAGCAUGGGUGGGAACAACUACAGAAUGGAAUGGACGAGCUGAAGGCAAUGAUGGAUGAGUUCAAAACCAUCAAGGCUGAUGUGUAUGCAUUUAUGCACAGAAACUCCGGAGCGGUUACUGGCCAGGCAGGCACAUCUCGUAUUGAUUCAGUCCCUGAGAUUCCCAGCCCUGUGUCCGAGCCAAGCAUGACGGUAUGA
Messenger RNA from Andrographis paniculata, 1361 nucleotides. RefSeq lists its product as uncharacterized. Bases 60 to 1361 code for a protein of 433 amino acids. The record is from RefSeq and is a predicted model, not a curated record. NCBI's taxonomy places the organism in Eukaryota, Viridiplantae, Streptophyta, Magnoliopsida, Lamiales, Acanthaceae. The transcript is spliced from 8 exons.